Molecule: messenger RNA, 4366 nt
Organism: Meleagris gallopavo (turkey)
Lineage: Eukaryota; Metazoa; Chordata; Aves; Galliformes; Phasianidae
Source: RefSeq, a predicted model, not a curated record
UGUUGACUCCUGUUUCAGGCCAGGAAGCUCAUCAGUGACUUUGCCAUUAUCUUAUCCAUUUUGAUUUUCUGUGGAAUAGAUGCCCUGGUAGGUGUGGACACACCAAAACUAAUUGUGCCAAGUGAAUUCAAGCCAACCAGUCCUGAGAGGGGCUGGUUUAUCCCACCUUUUGGAGGGAACCCAUGGUGGGUGUAUCUGGCAGCAGCCAUCCCUGCACUGCUGGUGACUAUCCUCAUCUUCAUGGACCAGCAAAUCACAGCCGUCAUUGUCAACAGGAAGGAACACAAGCUCAAGAAAGGUGCUGGAUAUCAUUUGGAUUUGUUCUGGGUGGCCAUUCUGAUGAUUAUCUGCUCCUUUAUGGGUCUGCCUUGGUAUGUUGCUGCUACUGUGAUCUCCAUUGCUCAUAUUGACAGCUUGAAGAUGGAGACCGAAACUUCAGCCCCUGGAGAACAACCCAAGUUUUUGGGAGUGAGGGAGCAGAGAGUCACUGGAGUAAUUGUUUUCAUUCUGACUGGUGUGUCUGUCUUUAUGGCUCCUAUCUUGAAGUUCAUUCCUAUGCCUGUGCUCUAUGGUGUCUUCCUGUACAUGGGUGUUGCAUCCCUCAAUGGUGUGCAGUUCAUGGAUCGUCUGAAGCUGCUCUUGAUGCCUCUAAAGCACCAGCCUGAUUUUAUCUAUCUGCGCCACGUCCCGCUGCGCAGGGUCCAUCUGUUCACAUUUCUGCAGGUGGUUUGCUUAGCCCUACUCUGGAUUCUUAAGUCAACUGUGGCCGCUAUCAUAUUCCCUGUCAUGAUCUUGGCACUUGUAGCAGUCAGAAAAGCCAUGGACUACCUCUUCUCCCAGCAUGACUUAAGUUUUCUUGAUGACGUCAUUCCAGAAAAGGACAAGAAAAAGAAAGAGGAUGAGAAGAAGAAGAAAAAGAAGAAGGGCAGUCUGGACAGUGACAAUGAGGAUUCUGACUGCCCCUACUCAGAAAAAGUCCCAAGUAUUAAAAUACCAAUGGACAUCAUGGAGCAGGAACCUUUCCUAAGUGAUAGCAAACCUGCCGACAAAGAAAAAUCACCAACAUUCCUUGAACGCCAUACGUCGUGCUGAUAAAAUUCCUUUUCUUCAGUCACACACUAUGCCAAGCCCUCCACGAACUCCAGUAAAAGUUGUGCCUCAAAUUAGAAUAGAACUUGAGCCUGAAGACAAUGGUUAUUUCUGGAGGAGCAAGGGAACAGAAACUACUUUGUAAUUUGUCUGUCUGUUAAGUCUUAUAUGGAAUUUAUUUUGUCACUAGCCAAAUAUUACAAUGCUCUCUGCUCCCCACCUGCAUAAGUAAAUGAGACAUUCUGUGCUCCUCGCUCCACCCUUAUCCCCCUGCAGAUUUCCUCUUAUUUAUCCCCACCCAAUUUUUCCACUUUGACCAAGACUCAUUUUUGCCUUCUCUGUUGCUUAGACAUGCACGCAUCUCAUUUUCAAGCAGAGGGCAGAAGUAUUAAGGAUAUAAUAUAAUACUUUUGUGAAAUGUCAGGAGAACUGGCAUAACUUUAGUUGUGAAUCAGUGUUUGUUUGUUUGUUGUUGUCUGGCAGAACAAAACUGACCUCCAGGCUAAUUCAAUGUCUUUAUUACACUGCUCUAAGAUGCUGGAAAGUGCUGCUAAUACUAACUUGCUCUUAAAGCCUGUACUCAUAGUAACACAGGAAGGAAAACUAAAAGGUACUUCACUCCCAGCACAGACAAACUAUUGCCAUCGCUGUAGCACGUGUUUUGAAAUGUCCCUUUCCUAUGCAAUUUUUUUUUUAAAAACACUUUAAUGGACUUAAUCUGUCAGGUACAUUGAAGAGUGUUAUUUUCCUAGAUUAUUUUGUUUAAAUUAUGGGGGCCUAACCUAUGACUUUUUUUUUGUCAAUUUUUUUAACCUUUUUUUUAAUUACUGUAAAGAAAAAUGAAUUUUUCCUGCAGCAGGAAACAUAUAGUUUUGAGUAGUUCUACCUCUUAUUUCUAGAUGCCAGGCUUUCUGUAAAAAUGUAUUGUACCAUAUAUAAUGUGAUUUUUACAAAAAAGAAAAAAAAAAAAUACACAAUCUCCAGGACAUGGUGUAGGGCUGGAUCAGUUUUGUUAACACGUACUCUAAAGCUUCUGUUUUACUUAGGGUUAUUUUGUUUUUUAUGAAUAAUCUAACUUCACUAUGAAGGAGAUGGGAUAUAACUUAAAUCUCUCAUGAUCUAGGAAGAGUCUUAAGUGUACUGUUGGUAAGUUAAAUACUGACUGGUUAACAGUGUCAGUGGACGAUGCUGAUUGUAUUCAUUUUGUUGAUUUCCUAUGCAGUAUUGUUAGAAUUCUUUCAUGUGAAACAUCCGCGUGUGCACGUGUGUGUAUGUGUGCAAGUGGAAACACCCUGUGUGCAGUUGAGACACAAGAUCUAGAUCCUCCUCGAGAACUGACAGUGCCCAGGCAUUGCCUUCUGUCAUGUACAGAAUUUAUUCUUACACCUUGACUGAUUGGCACUCUGCCAGGUAAACCAAACCUUCUGUACACGAUGACAUAUCUGUAGCAAAUCAGCAAGGCACAGUGACACAGGUUUUUGGUUUUAAAUCCAGCAAGCAUCACCAUUUUCUCUGCUGUGGGUAUACAGUGAACUUGAGUAUGCAUAUAUAAAAUAGCAUUUGGGAAACUGGCCUUCCCCAGCACAUUUAUUUCAAGUGUGAGGAUUUCAUAUGACACACUGCAAAGGCUUCGCUUUAAAAAUGAAGCUCCCUGCAGUGAAGCAUGCCAGGGACUGAAGCAGCAGUGAGAGCAGGUGCCCAGCAGCAAGAGAGGAGGGGACAGUCCCUAAUAGCCCUCAGGGCUGGGCAUUAAAAAACACACUUGCAGAAACUGUUUUGUAAUGCCUAACACAUGGCUUUGUUUCAUUUUUUUUUUCCUACCAUAGCAAAGAUACUGAAUAAAAAAGUAGAGCUUAGCGGCUUCCACACCUGUUGUGAAGAAACCAAAGUCCAUGUUGAUUAAGGAAAUAGGAUUUCAUCACGGUGCUGAGAGACCUUAUAUGCCAAAUUUUAGCAUCCACAAGCUAGUAGCAACCACAUCAACAAUCAGAGCUGCAAACUAGGACUCUUUUUUUCCCAGAUACUAGUUCUGGUUCAAAGAUGCAAUUAUAUGGACUAUAAUAAUAUUAUCGUUUUUAUAUUAUUUGCACAGUCUUGUGCAAGUGCUCGUUGCUAAACAAAGAGGAUUGAGUUGCAGAGGAAUUGGCACAGCACACACACAUGCACACACACGUACAUUCCCCAGCUUGUUACCAAGGAAUCUAAAUUUGUGCUUACCUAACAUUUUUGUUUACUGUGAGAAAGCAGUGCAAGAAGAAGGGAGAGCAGCUGUUCCUUUUUGCUGUGCCUGAGAUAUCAGCAUCCCAUAAAUGCAGCCCAAACCUGAUUCAAAAAGGGUGAGGAGCUAUCUGAAGCAGCCAGAAAAGCAGCCACUGUGUGAUCCCUUCUGCUGCCUGCUAGGAUUAGCUGGAGGACAGAGAACCUGGGAAGUACAAUGCUAUCAUGUAGAAAACUGUUUUAAUUCCUUGGUGAAAGAAAGUCGCAGACUACCAAAGGGGAAACAGGCUCAAGUGUCAUCAUGUACACAGUACAUGUGAGCUUUUAUGUUUUGCCCAGACACUUUAUUUGUAGAAAUCCAAAUAAGGAAAGAUCAGCAUAGAUUAAUAUAGAGGAAAAGAUUUCCAUAAGAGAGCACUGACAAAAGAACCCUCCCGCCACCUACAGUAUGCUCAGAAUGCAGCACUGCACACAUGCAUAUGCGCACACACACACCAUGCAUCCUUUCAUCUGCUAUUACCUGGUGAUUUGUCUUCACAGAAAUGAGGUCUUCCACUUUUGAACCAUGUUAAACGUACUUGAAAUGUAUUGACUGCUGAUCUAGAUCUUUCUUUUUUAUUUUUUAUGUUAACAGAUGAGCUGUUGUACAGAGGGUAGCAUUGUUUAAGGGAUGGGACAAAGAAUGCUGUAGUUUUUUCAUGUCAAAAACAAUUCUGGAUGGAGACAGAAUUUCCUGCUUCCUGACAACAGCAUUUUGUGGAAGGUUGUGUGUCCUUUCUAUUUUUUUCCUUUAAAAAAAUUAACCACAAGGACAGCAAGCAAGAGCUCUGCUGGCACUGAGAGAUGGAAGGCAGUGAAAAGCAGCUGCCUAAUAGCAUUUGAUAGGCUGAUGUCACCACAAGGUGAGUUUCACUGCACCUUGUAGGCCUUGUGACAACAAAACUAAAACUAAUUUUGGUUCAGAAUUGGACAUUUGGUGAGAAAAGCCUGGAUAAGCACUUUUGGUUUCUGGGAAGGCUCUUCUGAAAUCAGAAGAGUCCAUUAAAAAAACGAAAAAAAA